CUUCUAGCGAGGACGUCGCGGAAAUCCCGGAACUACAAGUGCCCCAGCGUUGCUUAGCUUGUCCAGCACUUUUUCGGGAUGGCCACCGCGUCGCAGUCUUCCUUUCAAAUGAGAUCGGCUGAUCUGAUCAGAAAAGAGGCCCUGGACUAUGGAGGGUUUGGAGACGUUUACCUGUGCUACCAUGUAACCCUCGGCCAGGUGGUGUUGAAGACCAUGUAUACAGGCCCUAUUCGCAACGAGGAGAAUAAAAAGUCGCUGCUGGAGGAGGGGAACAUCAUGGCCAGCCUGAACCAUGAACGAGUGGUGAAGCUGCUGGGUGUGAUCAUGGAAGAAAGAGACUGCUCGCUGGUAAUGGAACUCCUCCCCAGAGGCAAUCUGUCGGUCAUGCUAGAUACGGUCUCCGUGCCACUAUCCAUCAAGUGCAGAAUCAUCUUAGAGGUUUUGGAAGGGAUGAUUUACCUGACGGAGAGACACGUCAUACACAAGGACAUCAAGCCGGAAAACAUUUUAGUUGACAAGGAUUUUCACAUCAAGAUUGCAGACCUUGGCCUGGCCACCUGCCUGACAUGGAGCAAACUCACAAAGGAGGAGUCCAGCAGAAGGAGUCGUAAAGCGUGCUCAGCAGGGACGAGAGGCGCUGGGACACUGAGCUACAUGGCCCCUGAGCACCUGGAGAGUAUACACACAGUCUCCACUGAGAAGUCUGACAUCUACAGCUUUGCAAUCGUAGUUUGGGUCAUCAUCACAGGGCAGGAGCCAUAUGCAAAUGCAAGGAGUGAAGAACACAUCAGCCAGUGCGUCCGUAACGGGGACCGACCUGCAGAGUACCUUGUUCCAGAAGAUACGCCUGUAGAGAUCCUUCAGCUCAUGAAGAGGGGCUGGGAUCACAAUCCGGUGCAAAGGCCAACAUUUAAAGAGGGCUAUGACUUCCUGCUGCCUUUCUACAUGGAAAAGCUUGAACCUCUUGUAGAGGAAGAUGUACAGGAACUGAGGAAAUUAUAUGAAGGCCCAGAGGAACUUGUUGAGAAGAUGAAAACUCUGUCAAUGACCCAGGAAUGUUUUUUGCCAGAUUGCCCAGCUCCCUUGAUGAGUUCAGACAGAAGUGUACCUGGGCCAGUUGAAGCCAGCAUUGAGGACAUGCAUGACAUCCAAUAUGAGCAACCUCUUCAGACAGACGCAAAGGCAUUCAGAAGCCCUUCAGCUUUGGAGGAGAAGCUGGCUCGGGAGCUUCAGUACCACAAACAUGGCAGCUACAACCAGCUUGAAGCUGAAAUCUAUCCAGGCAACUCAAAUCCUUUCCUGCAAAACCACUUCAGCAAUUCAGAUCAAGCUAUCCAGCAACCAGAACCAGACAGACCCUCUUGUGCAUCCUCUGUCCAAUCCUGGACAAAAGCUGAGCCAGUGCAGCCCACCAGCCAGGAGGAGGCGUAUCGCCCUACUGCUGGUCUCUAUAAUUCCAUGAACUCCUCCAUACCUUCUCCAUGCCACUUGCCACUGUCUGCCAGCAGCCCUUCUCUAUCACAAUAUAACCAGCAACAUCCACACUCCCACUAUGACCGCCAGCAGUCCUGGCCAGUUUACCCAGUGUCUGAUACGUCUGCUCCUGAUAUCAAGCCCGGGCGUCUCCUUGCACCCUCAAAGAGCUACUCACCACAAGAUCCAGGAUCUCUUUUCAUUCAGAAUGCGAGCGGGAUCCAGAUUGGGAGCAACAACUCGAUGAGUAUUAGAGGUCACGAGGCCUCCAAUAGUUUGAUGUCUCUGCCUUCGAAUGCCUCUCCCAUCAAAGAAGGCAUUUUGAAAUAUGAGGACUAUGCCGUGACCGAGGGUCACCUGGACAUACUGAGGGACAACAUCGGUAAAAAAUGGAAGGGAUGUGCACGGCGACUGGGUCUGAGCAGUGUGGAAAUAGAGACCAUUGAGCACGACUCUUACCGUGACGGCCUCCCCGAGAUGGUGCAUCAGAUGCUGGAUCGGUGGAAAAUGAAGGAGGGAAGUAUUGGCUGCACUAUUGGGAAGCUUUGUCGUGCUCUGGAUGGCCACAUCAAGAUAGAUGUCAUCCAGAAAAUAUUGGACUCCUGCAGUUCUUCCUCCUAGGUCUGAGAAACGUUUUACCUCAUUCCGUCUAAAGGACCCUCUGCUCAUGAUGUUCACAUUUUAUUAACCGUUUGCAACAUUUAAAGGCUCUCUCAACCAAAAAGUAUACUAUUUUCGGAUUUAUGGGACACAUUUUAAAUACCUUCUCUCUCGCAACAUGUGUCUUGCUCAAAGCAUUGGAAAUGGCAAACUGAAAACCGAAGAGCUCACUUGACUUCUUCACUGAAAUGUUUCCUUUUGUUACUUUUUUUAAAUCCUCACAGCUCCCUGUGAACUGUUUUCACUUUCUGGUACUCACUCAUUUUGAGAAAUUGUUACACGGACUUUACUUUUAUUGUGAACGUUUUCAAAUGACUUUAUAACUUUUUAUAGCAAGACAAGCUUGUUCAAAUUUGAGGCUUUUCUUAAUAUGGAAUUUCAAAAUCUGUUUUAAAAGCAAUAAUAGCCUGAAUGAUUAGUACAUUAUGCAUAUUGCAAACAAUGUGUUACAGUUGACACAUGAGACAAGUCUAAGCAAGAGUUAUUACAAAAGUAAUAUUUUUUAUAUAAAAUGUCAAUUAUGA
Trematomus bernacchii (emerald rockcod) is the source of this 2657-nucleotide messenger RNA. RefSeq names its product receptor (TNFRSF)-interacting serine-threonine kinase 1, like (gene ripk1l). The coding region runs from base 79 to 2094 and encodes 671 amino acids. Gene Ontology annotation, molecular function: protein binding; ATP binding; JUN kinase kinase kinase activity. Gene Ontology annotation, biological process: protein phosphorylation; signal transduction. The record is from RefSeq and is a predicted model, not a curated record. The transcript is spliced from 11 exons. Lineage: Eukaryota; Metazoa; Chordata; Actinopteri; Perciformes; Nototheniidae.